Messenger RNA from Paramuricea clavata, 1121 nucleotides. Lineage: Eukaryota; Metazoa; Cnidaria; Anthozoa; Malacalcyonacea; Plexauridae. The record is from the annotation of a GenBank genome assembly.
AUGGCGGCUAGACUAUAUAAAGUAAAAAAACGGAGGUUAACCAGUACUAAUUUAUCAGUUCAAAUAUAAGAAUGUCUACAUAUUUUUAGUCAUUGAAGAACAUAAUGCUCGAAGCUUGAAGAGUUUUCACUCAGUAAACGGUCAACAAGUUAGUAAUAUAUCCCGCUUUCAGGAUCUGAUCUACACCGAAAACGCUGACCUUGCUUUUGUAACGGAAACCUGGUUACAUAAAGACAUUGAGAACGCUGAAUUACUCCCAACUGAAUACGAGGUUUUCAGAAAGGAUAGAGAAAGUCGUGCGGGCGGAGUGUUAUUAGCGGUAAAAUCGGGUUCGUUUACUUCAGUCCAUGAAAUAGUCCAUGAAAAGUGUGAUCUUGAAUUAAUUUCCGUGGAACUCACUACCAUAUCAAGAACUAAACUGUGCAUUUGCUGUUGCUACAGACCACCAAACUCCAACAGAAAUUGGUUUCAACUAUUUGAUUCGUACCUCGCUUACUUGUCGGCGAGAUAUGACGAUAUUCUCAUUUAUGGAGACUUUAAUCUACCUAAAAUUAUUUGGGAUUCUCCAGAUCAAACUACUGGUGUUGAUGAGAUUCAAUUCACUGAACUCUUGAAUGACUACUUUCUGUCGCAAGUAAAUCACCAACCAACAAGAGCUAACAAUAUCUUAGAUCUAGUCAUCACUAGUGUGCCAGAGAAAGUACAAGUUGAUGCCAUUCUGCUACCACAGGAAAGCGGAGUUAUCACGGACCACAAUUGUCUCAUCUUCCAUGUGAAAGCGACCGUGAUAGCACCAGUUAAGUUGAAUAGAUAUGUCUAUGACUACCAGAAAGGCGAUUUCGAAGGUCUACGCUCGAACUUGCAGAAUAUUGACUUUUCCAACAUCGUGGAAAGUAAUACUGAUGUAAACAGAGCCUGGUUGGAAUGGAAAGAAAGGUAUAUAGCCGUAGUACGUACCUUUAUUCCUUUGAGAAAGAUAAAAGGCAAGCGCUCACCACCAUGGAUAACUGGACAUAUAUUGUAUAUGAUUCGAAAGAAGGAAACGUUACGUAAAAAGCUGAGAAGUUCGUCUUCAAGUUUCUUGAUUGCCAAGUUCAAGCAACUACGGUUGGCAGUCAAAC